Molecule: messenger RNA, 2225 nt
Organism: Micropterus salmoides (largemouth bass)
Lineage: Eukaryota; Metazoa; Chordata; Actinopteri; Centrarchiformes; Centrarchidae
Gene: ddx55
Product: DEAD (Asp-Glu-Ala-Asp) box polypeptide 55
Exons: 14
Coding region: 96-1895 (599 amino acids)
Cellular component (GO): nucleolus
Molecular function (GO): ATP binding; nucleic acid binding
Source: RefSeq, a predicted model, not a curated record
GCACCCGGAAGUACGUGCAGCGUGGAGAACGAGGCGGCCCAGCGGCGGCUUUAAUAACUUUAGUAUAAAAAUCUGCUUUAAGGUUAAUUUCCAACAUGAAUAAUACGACAGACGGGACGUGGGACAGUUUACCUGUUAAACUCAACGACAGCAUUUUACUAACGCUCGAGGAACUGAAAUUCACACACAUGACACCUGUACAGGCUGCUUGUAUCCCGCUGUUCAUGAGGAACAAAGAUGUGGCUGCUGAGGCAGUGACGGGGAGUGGAAAGACACUUGCUUUUGUCAUUCCUAUUAUAGAACUGCUCCUGAAGAGAGAAGAAAAGCUAAAGAAGAUGCAGGUUGGCGCCCUGGUGGUCACUCCCACAAGGGAACUGGCCCUACAGAUCAGUGAAGUGAUGGAGCAGUUCCUUCAGAAAUUUCCACAGUUCACGCAGAUUUUACUGAUUGGUGGCAGUAACCCGAUAGAGGAUGUUGAGAAGUUCAAGGAUCAAGGGGCCAACAUUGUGAUUGCGACACCGGGCCGCCUGGAGGACAUGUUCAGGAGGAAGUCAGAUGGUCUGGACUUGGCCAGCUCAGUCAAGAGUCUCGAUGUGCUGGUUCUUGAUGAGGCCGAUAGACUCCUCGACAUGGGUUUUGAGGCCAGUCUGAACACCAUCUUGGGCCACCUGCCCAAACAGAGGCGUACAGGCUUGUUUUCAGCCACUCAGACCCAGGAGCUGGAGAAGCUGGUGAGGGCCGGCCUCAGGAACCCAGUACGCAUCACUGUCAAAGAGAAGGGCGUGGCUGCCACCGCCGUCCAGAAAACGCCCUCUAGGCUCUGCAACUACUACACCAUAUGUAGAUCGGAGAACAAGUUCAACAGCCUGGUGACGUUUCUAAGGCAGCACAAGCACGAGAAGCAUCUGGUCUUCUUUAGUACGUGUGCGUGUGUGGAGUACUACGGUCGAGCUCUGGAGACUCUGGUCAAGAAGGUCACCGUCCACUGCAUCCACGGCAAGAUGAAAAAUAAACGCAACAAGAUCUUUGCAGACUUUCGGGCCCUGAAAAGUGGGAUCCUGGUGUGUACAGAUGUCAUGGCCAGAGGCAUCGAUAUCCCCGAUGUGAACUGGGUGCUGCAGUACGAUCCUCCCAGCAGUGCCAGUGCCUUUGUCCAUCGAUGUGGACGUACAGCUCGUAUUGGUAAUCAGGGAAAUGCCCUCGUCUUUCUGCUACCAAUGGAGGAGUCCUAUGUCAAUUUUUUAUCCAUCAACCAGAAAUGCCCGCUGCAGAAGAUGCCCCCUAUAGGUGAUGUUGUGGACGUGCUGCCCAAAGUGAAGGCCAUGGCUCUGGCAGACCGUGCCAUGUUUGACAGAAGCAUGAGAGCCUUCGUCUCCUACGUUCAGGCUUACGCCAAACACGAAUGUAGUCUCAUCUUCAGAAUCAAAGAUCUGGACUUUGCCUCCUUAGCCCGCGGCUUUGCCCUCCUCCGCCUGCCGAAGAUGCCUGAGCUGAGGGGGAAAACAUUUCCUGGUUUCAUUGAGACGACAGUAGACACAGAAACCAUCCGCUACAAGGAUAAGAACAGAGAGAAACAGAGACAGAAGAUGCUAGCCGAGCUGAAAGACAGGCCUCCCCUUCCCAGAAGGACGUUCGUCAAGAAUAAGGCCUGGUCUAAACAGACGACCAAGAAGGAACGCAGGAAAAAGAGGGCAGCCAAGAGGAAGCACGAUGAGGGCUCUGAUGUGGAAGAUGAAGACAUGAAAGAGCUUUUAAAUGACACUCGCCUCCUCAAGAAACUAAAGAAAGGGCAAAUCAGCGAGGAGGACUUUGAGAAACAGAUAACAAGUGAUCCAAAGUCAAAACACAGGACAGAAGGACCGUCACACGACAGCUCAGAGAAGGAGGACGUAUGAUCAAACGGCUGUAUUCCACUUUGUCCGCGUGAAAAGUUCAGUUAAAUCCACAGCAACACCUUUUGACAUUUGUUCACUUUUUCAUUUAUUGAAAGUUGUGAGGCCCAGUUAUAAAUAAAGCUUGAUGAGUUCAUCGCUGACAGCAGACGGGGUGAGGACUCCCAGGUCGGUGAAGAGGAGGGUGAUGAGGGAGGGAGGUGUGUAAUCGAUCAUCGGAUGCUCCUCUGACAGGUUCUGUGAGGUCUUCAGGGUAUCCGCUUUGUACUGUGGAGAUGAGAAGGACACAUGUAAAGAAAUACCCUGAAUAAAAACAUAAGUCAAGAUAUUAAA